AUGAAGCCCUCUUUCCCAACAUUCUGCUCUCUGGUAGAGUUAGUGAAUUGGGCCCAUUGCGACCCUCCAUCUACUAAGUGCACCUACCUUGUGAAGGGUGAAAGACCAUGCGAGUCCCGGCCAAGGCAGAACAAGGGAUCAAAUGAUGCCAGAUCAGUCUUUGCCGGCCAUCUUGAAAUUCUCACUGGACCUUCUGAUAUGUUUAUCAAGACAUACAUCCAUGUCAAAGUCUUCGAGGAUCUCGCUGCUAUCCACCUUUGCAGCAGACACGAAAAACACAAGUCACAAGCCACAGAGCAAUGGCUAGAUGAGUUCAAUACAGAGAGAGCAUCUAUUAUUUCCAGAUUAGAGGAUUACUACAACAUGGAGAGUGAUGAUCUGUACACCGAGGAUGAAAUCGAAGAAGAUGACGAGACGGAGGAGUCCAUUCUUGUAUACGACAGCAGAGUUCUUCAAUAUGACAGCGGGCAGAAGGAGCCGGAUGAGGAACCAGAUGCAUUGGAAGAAAAAGUGGAUGCUUCAAUAGGUUCCAGUCAAUCAUCGCCGUUGCCUGGGGUGAUUCGCCGCGCAUGGACAAUACAAGAUGAUGAAGUGUCCAAAGAUGUCACUUGGCUUUUGGAGCAACCUGUUCAAGGUAACUCUAAAAUCCCCGGGUGGGUUUACAUAAUUAGCCCUCCUAACCUACCGGGAAUCCUCAAAGUUGGCUAUGCCAAGACGCCUCCUUAUCUGAAUCGUUUUGGAGAUCACAAGAAGUGCCACGGCGAAUAUAAAGUGAUUGCGACAAAGUUGAUACCUUAUGCGUAUCGUGUGGAACAGCUAUUGUUGGCAGAGUUCCAGAACAACCAUUAUACACUCAAGGACGGUUGCCACAAUUGCAAAGCCAGUCACCGGGAGCUACUUAAUAUCGAUGAAAAAAGUCUCUUGAGAAGUUUGAAGAAAUGGAUAGACUUCGUUGAGUCCUAUCCAUACAGCAAAACAGGGACCUUGAAGCCAAAUGCUAAGAAAAGGCUCCCUCUUCCUGCUUUGAAUAGCUAUCUCGGCUACAAGGGACGUCGCCCACGAUUCUCUCCUAGCCCCAGUUCAGGCAAGAAAGGAGGACGUCAGAUUUCGGACUCUCCGAUCACACCACCACCACGUCCGAGCUUCAAGGCUGCUACGCCGACCACCAAGUCUGUUAAUGUCGAUGAGGUCGAGCUAGACCCAGAUGACCUGUGCUCGGCAAUGGAGGAACUUCAGGUCACGCCUUCUAAGGAUGGAAAGAGGGCUAAGGGUGUGAUCAGCGGUCGGAAGUAG
Penicillium subrubescens is the source of this 1293-nucleotide messenger RNA. RefSeq names its product GIY-YIG nuclease family protein. The transcript has a single exon. The record is from RefSeq and is a predicted model, not a curated record. The coding region runs from base 1 to 1293 and encodes 430 amino acids. Lineage: Eukaryota; Fungi; Ascomycota; Eurotiomycetes; Eurotiales; Aspergillaceae.